Molecule: messenger RNA, 1167 nt
Organism: Acaulospora colombiana
Lineage: Eukaryota; Fungi; Glomeromycota; Glomeromycetes; Diversisporales; Acaulosporaceae
Source: the annotation of a GenBank genome assembly
AUGUCGUCUAAACCUCGUCCAGUCGUCCCUCCAAAGCCCGCAAGGCUUUCUGUAAAUUCGCAAGGGCGGCAUUCGACUUCCUCGGUAACGAAUUCCGCAACAACAACCCCGAUUGAAAAAAUUUCAUUGUGCGAGUCUCCUCCAUCAACUUCACUGGAGCAUCCUUCUGACGAUAGAACGCCCAGAGCCUCUGAAAUAUUUUCAUCCCCUCUGGAAUGUCGACAAGCCAGAGCUUUAUAUGAUUUUGAAGGCGAACCGUCUUUUCAGGAACUAUCGUUUCGUGCCGGGGACGUAUUCUAUGUGUUGAAAGAACAGCUUUCGGAAGGAUGGUCUCUGGCCGAAAAGGAUGGAAUAAAGGGACUCGUUCCCGAGGCAUAUUUAACGUACACCACGGAAUUUACAGAACUUCCAAAUUCCACAUUAUCAGGCACACUAUCAAGCUCAUCUGAUAGAGAUUCGAUAAAUUCUGCUGAAAAAUCACCAAUGAAGAAUGGUUCGGUGUAUGGUUCCAUGUAUGGGUCCAUAAACGGGUCAACGCAUAGUAGUAGUAAGAUAGUGGGGAAAAGGCAACUGAAUCGAUUUAGUUGGUUUGUGACUACUGGAGUAGAAGAGUUUAUCCUCAAUGGUGGACAACCAGAAGCAGACGUUUUGACGGAGUCCGAAGACAACGAAGAAAUAACCGAAUCCGAUAAGCAUUAUAUUCAGGGUGGCCCAACUUGGCAAGAAAAGGCACCGAAUUUUAAAAUUAUGGUGCAUGAUCCAGAAAAGAGAGUUAAACUCGGAGGAGUUCAAGAAUACACCGUCUUUUAUGUGACAUCUAUGUUUUCAGGUGUUCAGGUAACGGUUGAAAGAAGAUAUAGCCAGUUCGAAUGGCUUUACAAUCUGUUGGUCUCUAAAUUUGGAUGUUUUGUAUUGCCAAAACUUCCUGAAAAACAAUAUUCUGGUCGAUUCAACGAGGAAUUCAUUGAAAAACGUCGUCGAGCACUGGAAAGGUAUGAUUGCAUUGUUCUCAUACGUUAUUCUUCUGCAACAAGUAUACUAAAAUUGAAAGUUCAGGAAUGGAAUCGGAGGGAGAAAGAAUUUGAAUCAGAUAAACUUGUUGGUCGCGCAUUUUUUUCGCAUGUUUAUCAUCCGGAAUUUAACGUGGAUGACGGGCAAGAACUCUAA